Messenger RNA from Moneuplotes crassus, 998 nucleotides. Lineage: Eukaryota; Ciliophora; Spirotrichea; Euplotida; Euplotidae. The record is from the annotation of a GenBank genome assembly.
UAUUAAUGUCCCUAAUAGAAUACUUUUAAAUAAACAUGGAAAGUUUGGUAGGACUAUUGACUGAAGCUGCUGAUCAGAUGAAUGGUAAAGAUACAUCUGAUUAUGGAGAUCUCAUGGGGAUUGACUCUAAAUUCGUACUCAAUCACGCUGAUGAAUCUGGAAUUGGAAUCAAAGGACAGUUAUUGUUAGCAGGACCAACUUUGCAACAUAUCAGAGACCAGGGAUCCCAACUUUGGGAAGACAAAGAUGAUGAUGAUUUGUUCUUUGUUAUUUCUAUUAGAACUAAGGGAGACCCACAGACCACAAUUGAUGGAAUCAGACAGAUCAUCCAAGACUUCGGAAUUCCUAUUGAAGAGAUGGCAUCUCAAUUUGGAGAUCUCAAGUUCCAUGCUGGUGAUGGAGAAGCUUUGAUUGGAUUCAAAGCUCAAGAUUCUCCAUACACAGAGAUGCUGAACAACGUUCUCCUCCACUCUAAAGUAUUCGGAGAUGGUAGCCAGGACAUCACAACUGAGUUCUCAAUCAAUCUCGGAUCUACCUUCUCAGAUAUGCUCGAUGAAGAACCUCUAUUCAAGCAUUUGGCCAAAUCUUUGUCAAUUGAACUAAAAGGAAACCUACAUGAAGCCACAAGACAAAAUAUCUUAGAAGUCUUGGAAGGAAAGAAAGAAGACCUCGGUCCUCUCCUCAGUGCUGCUCAUGCCUUGUUCUUAGUGAAGAACGUUAGAAGCAACAUCGAAGUUGACACUACAGAAGAGAUGCUUGAGACACUUGCUGAAUCAACCAAGGAAGGAUUCCCCAUGGCUGCAUUUUCUCUCAAACAGAUCUUUGCCCUUGUCAAACAAGCUGGACUACCUAUUGAUAUGUUCAAACCAAUCCUAGAAUUGAUAAACUCUAACUCGGCAGGAGAGGUAAACAUUAGUGCUUACGCCCAAGCUGGAAUCAAGUUCACAAUCAGAGCUCCAGGAGUUGACGAAGCAGUUGGUGCAUUCUUGGAGGACUAG